UGUUGGUGCCGUUGGUUCGUUUGGUUCUGGUGCGGUACCAUGUCGGAGGGUCCGGGCUCCGGGACGUUCCCCUCGAGAGACAACAAGAGGCUGUCGACUGGGAGAAGCAGCUCCAGAAAGAGCUCCGGCGGCCGGGUGACUUUGGAGAAAGUUCUGGGCAUCAGCUCGGUGAGCAGCAGCGCUCUGAGUUGUGACCCCAAAUCUGGGACCAUCGCCUAUCCGGCAGGCUGCGUCAUCGUUUUGCUUCACCCCAAGAAAAACGAACAGAGUCACAUCAUCAACACCAGCAGGAAUCCUUUCAGUGCUGUGGCUUUCUCUCAUGAUGGGAAACAUCUGGUUACUGGAGAGAGUGGCCACAAGCCCUGUGUGUGUGUGUGGGAGGUCUCUGGAGCUCCGGUCGCUGACGUCCAGGCUCAUAAACAUGGAGUUUCCUGCGUGGCGUUCUCCACCAACGGCAGCUACAUCAUCUCCGUGGGACACCAGCAUGACAUGAACGUCAGUGUGUGGGACUGGAGGAGAGGUUUCAUCAUCGCCUCUAACAAAGUGUCCAGUCGAGUCCUCAGUGUCUCCUUCUCUGAGGACAGCAGCUACUUUGUGACUGCAGGAAAAAGACACGUCAAGUUCUGGUAUUUGGACGCCUCCAAAGACCGGCAGGUCAGCAGCACCGUGCCUCUGACUGGUCGGUCAGGGUUGCUAGGCGACCACAGGAACAGCGAGUUCAGCGGCGUGGCAUGUGGGCGGGGCCAGAUGGCGUCCAGCACCUACUGCGUCACCACCUCCGGUCUGCUGUGUGUGUUCAGCAGCAGCCGAGAGAUGGAGUCCUGGAUCGACCUGAAGACGUCCUCCUCCAGCUGUGUGUGUGUCAGUGAGGACUGGGUCUUCUGUGGUUGUUCUGACGGAGUCAUCAGAGUCUUCAGCAGCCGCAACCUGACCUACAUCAGUACGCUGCAGCGCCCCCACAGGCUGGGAGGGGAGCUGAGCAACUGCAGCCCGAACAGGAAGAGCCCAGGCGCUCAGUACCCUGACUCUCUGGCUCUGACCUUUGACCCUGCUGCCGGCCUUCUGACCUGUGUGUACAGUGACCACAGUGUGUAUGUGUGGGACGUCCGAGACGUGAGGAAGGCCUCCAGAGUCUACUCGGCGCUGUACCACAGCGGCUGUGUGUGGGGCGUGGAGGUGUGUCCGCAGCUGCUGGACGUGUCUCAGGCUCGUCUCCCUCCGUCCUCGUUCUUCACCUCUUCCUCUGACAACACAAUCAGGCUGUGGAACAUCGAGUCACGCAGACAACACACACAGCUCAGCAGCAACGACCUGCUGAGGGUCUUGUACGUCGGUGACCAGUUGCAGGCUGAUGGGAAGGCGGCAGGGGCUGAUGGGAAGGCGGCAGGGGCUGAUGGGAAGGCGGCAGGGGCUGAUGGGAAGGCGGGGAUCAGAGUUCUGAGGAUCAGUCCUGAUGGACGACACCUGGCUGCAGGAGACCGCUGUGGAAACCUGAGGGUCUUUGAUCUGGCCUCCCUGGACCAGCUGGUGAUCAUCGAAGCUCACGACUCGGAGGUCCUCUGUGUGGACUUCUCGCCGCCGUCCUCAGGGCUCCGGCUGCUGGCCUCGGGCAGCAGGGAUCGGCUCGUCCACGUCUUCAACAUGGAGAACGGCUUCAGGGUGGAGCAGACCCUCAGCGACCACUCCGCCGCCGUCACUGCAGUCAAGUUCACAGACGCUGGCCCCGGGCUGAGCCUGGUGAGCUGUGGAGCUGAUAAGAGUCUGUACUUCCAGACGGCUGCUCAGGUGUCGGGCAGGGCUCGCUUCUCUCGCAGUCACCAGGUGAAGGAGAAGAUCAGUCUGAACGACAUGGACCUGCUGCAGAGGCAGGCCGCCGUGGCCUGUCAGGACCGGACCGUCCGGGUUUACACUGUGGAGACAGGGAAGCUGAAGAAGGUUCUGAGAGGCUCAUCAGGAAACAACGGAUCCCUGCUGAAGGUUCAGGUCGACUCCUCGGGUUCGUUCUUCGCCACCAGCUGUUCUGAUAAAAGCAUCAACAUUUUCGACUCCGAGUCAGAAGAGUGUGUGAGCACGCUGUGGGGACACUCAGAGGUCGUCACCUGCAUGAGGUUCACUGAGGACUGCAGACACCUGGUCACUGUGUCGGGCGACAGUUGUGUGUUUGUGUGGCAGCUGGACCAUCAGAUGAGCAGCACCAUGAGGAAGAGGCGGGGCCUCAGAUCCGUCGCUGCACCUGCUGACCAGCAGCACAUCAGGAGGGAGACCUUCAUCGUCCCCCAUCAGCUGCCUCACCCGGUGGAGGAGGAGGAGGAGGAAGGGGGAGGAGUCAAGACUCCACGCCGGUUUGAGCCUGCGUCAGACGUUGAGCGGAAGCAGAACCUCCAGAACCGUCAGAGCCUUCCUCACUGGCUCCACAGGCUGGUUGCGGACGGCACACUCUCCCCCUUCACCCCCUGGCCGGACCCGGAGCGUCAGCAGGUUCGAUGCCGGUGGGUGAGGUCAGUGGACAGCCCCGUGGUCUACUCCUCCUCCUCAGUCUGCCCAGCGGAGGAGGAGGAGGAGGAGGAGGAGGAGGAGGAGGAGGAGGAGGAGGAAGAGGAGGAGGAGGAGCUGCUCCACCCUCACAGCCUGCUGGCUGACCUGGACCAGGUGCUGCAGACUGACCCUGGACAUCAGAGCACCUUCAUCAUCCACCCGGGGACCCCCAGCAGCCGCAGCUGUCAGCAGAGUUCAGAUUCUGACGAGUCCACAGGAGGACUGGAGCGGUCGCAGGACGACGCAGACGGAGGCUCUCUGAGUGGCAGCAGCUCUCUGGACAGUUUGGACGACGGCUGUGAAGACACUCUGACCUCCAGCCUGAGCGACGAGAAGUUUGACACCGACCUGAGGAGCCUGCAGUCGCCGGAUCAGCUGCACUUCCUGAACCCCCGCCUCAGCGUCUCCACCCGCUUCCUGUCCCGCUUCCAGGACAGAUGCAGACGGCAGGUCGUGACCUCUCACGCGAGGUCACCGGACGAGGUCGGCAGCGUCGACGUCACUCUGACCAAUCAAGACCAAACCCUGAUCCCAAGCCCCGCCCCCACAGCCCCGCCCCUCAUCGCCGGGGACAUCAGCAGCUGCUCGACAGAUGAUUUCUCAGCUGCUGAUUGGUCUAUCUUGGCCCCGCCCACCUCCUCGCCUCUGACAGACAGACCCUGCCCUCCUCUGGCUGAUAACCCCGCCUGCUACAACGAGGAGGAGGAGGAGCACCAGGAGCACCAGGGCCUCCUGCUGCAGGCUGCACAGGUCAUGGAGGAGCUGAAGGCGACCGCCCGACGAGCGCGCCACAUUUUUCAACAGCUGGGAGCGUCUUCGCCCGCCGGUUCACCGUGGCUCCGCCGCACGGCGUCCGUCCUCGCCCUGCUCCGCGAUCUGGACCAAGGUGCCUCGGAGCCGGUGGACUGCGGCGCCCCCAGUGGUCAGCUGCAGGACAACACCGCCUGAGGACGGCUGUAUAUGUACAUGUGGAAUUUGUAAAAUAGAAUAAAAAUUAAAAAAAAAAAGAAAACCUGUUUUCUUUUUUUUUAAUUUUUAAAAAGUUUUCUUAA
This is a messenger RNA of Salarias fasciatus (jewelled blenny), 3587 nucleotides long. It is a transcript of the gene wdr62, whose product is annotated as WD repeat domain 62. The record is from RefSeq and is a predicted model, not a curated record. Gene Ontology annotation, cellular component: mitotic spindle. Lineage: Eukaryota; Metazoa; Chordata; Actinopteri; Blenniiformes; Blenniidae. The transcript has 29 exons. Gene Ontology annotation, molecular function: protein binding. The coding region runs from base 40 to 3483 and encodes 1147 amino acids. Gene Ontology annotation, biological process: centriole replication.